This is a messenger RNA of Emys orbicularis (European pond turtle), 426 nucleotides long. It is a transcript of the gene MRPL52, whose product is annotated as mitochondrial ribosomal protein L52. The coding region runs from base 1 to 426 and encodes 141 amino acids. NCBI's taxonomy places the organism in Eukaryota, Metazoa, Chordata, Testudines, Emydidae. Gene Ontology annotation, cellular component: mitochondrial large ribosomal subunit. Gene Ontology annotation, molecular function: structural constituent of ribosome. Gene Ontology annotation, biological process: mitochondrial translation. The record is from RefSeq and is a predicted model, not a curated record. The transcript is spliced from 5 exons.
AUGGUCCCAACGCUACUUCCUGUCCCAUUUCCCAAAAUGGCAGCGCCCCUGGGCCUGAGGCUGGCGCCUCGCCUGGCCGCAGCCCCCCGGCACAUUCACUGCGGAGCCGCCCGCCCGGCCGUGGGGCAAUGGAGAGUCCAGCAGGGACUUGCCCCCAGCUCGGCUGGCUACGGGCCCCUCCGGGAUCUGCCUGACUGGUCCUUUGUAGACGGGCGCCCCGCCCCCCCGUGGAAGGGCCAGACGCGUCGGCGACAGGAAGACGAGGCCUUUGCACGGCGCGUGGCCAUGCUGGCCCAGGAGAUGGAGCGAGGCCUGCAGUGCUGGCAGGUCCAGCAGCGCCAACAGCAGGAGGCCAAGGAGAGCAAGAGACAGACCCAGCUGCAGCCCAAGGGGGCCGCCCUGCGUCGGGGCAGCAGCCCCCAAUAA